Messenger RNA from Phalaenopsis equestris, 1100 nucleotides. RefSeq names its product zinc finger CCCH domain-containing protein 30-like. Bases 210 to 1100 code for a protein of 296 amino acids. The record is from RefSeq and is a predicted model, not a curated record. Lineage: Eukaryota; Viridiplantae; Streptophyta; Magnoliopsida; Asparagales; Orchidaceae. The transcript is spliced from 8 exons.
UUGCCCUAGUAUCCUUUCUCUGCUCUCUCCGUCUCUCCCUCGCCUCCAAGCUCUCUUCGUUCGGUGAAUCAUGGAAGAAAUAGUUAGGGCCCCGAAAUAAGACGCUUGGACUUGUUCCUUUCUGCCUUCUAGUGUUUUGCGGUGCUGCAAGUUCAUUACCGCGAGGUUUUCGCAUCCUAUUAGGGUUUGAGAUUGAUCAGAUCGUCGCGAUGGCGGGUGCGAAGCAAUCGAAGAGGGUUUCUUGGGCCCCUGGUCUGAACCUGUGUCAGGUAAGAUUAUUUUUAUCAGAGGAUGCCCCCUCCCAAUCUGGACUUGGAAGCCAAGACCACCUACAGGCAAAACCCGCAUGGCUGCUGCACUCAACCCCCCCAGCCUCUGAUGACUCCGUCCCUCCUGGUUUUGAAACAAUGCAUCGGGGUCAGAUUCAAAGAAACAUUCCUUUAAUCAAAUGGCAAUGCCCCCCCAACCAAUGGUUGAAACCGGAAUGGCUAGUGGUCGCUGGAGAAGAAAGUCAGGAGAUUGCUUCGCAGGACCGCCGGCAGAUCGGAGUUCUGGAAGCCGUGUAUCCUCGUUUAUCUUCCAUACCUCCUGAUCCCUCCGUCUCUUCAGACGUCCAACAAGCUCCUUUCGACGAUUCACAAGCCAUUCUUAUUCCUAUAGUCGCCGUAGAAGACGAUGAUGCAGCAGAACUACCACCUAUUCUAUGGUUGACUGCAUUUUGGCAAAGUUCUAACACCACAAAGAUUGCUCCAUAUUAUUUCGGAGGAGCUUUGAAGUUGAACUUCGAUGAUAUCGUAAAUCAGAUGCUAAAUGAAGAAAUUCACAGAAAAGCAGCAAAAGUUGAAUCUUUUGGUUCUGCGUUGAAUGUUGAUAACAGAGAAAGAUAUGUGGAAAUAGAAAAUACUGGUGAUCAGGAAAAUGGAGAAAAAAAAAGUGCUCAACCAGAAGGAGCGUUGGAAGUUCUUCAGUUGCCUACUGCAGAAAUUAGAAGAUCCAUCAGAGCGAAACAACCCAUACAAAGGUUGCAGAAAAUUAUUGCACUUUCAACUUUAGAUGCCAAAUACAUUGCUAUUACUGAAACUAACAAGGAGAUGAAUUGA